UCAUUUACCAGCUUUAUUUCACGAGUCCAAAAGCCCAAACUCAAUAAUCUAUGCUCCGUCUCGCUCGACGAUCACUCGCCGCCGUUCGAUACUUCUCGGCGGCAGCCAUCACCGACGCUUCAAAACAUCCACCACCAUACCCACGUGGCACAACCACCGUCAGGAAACCCGGCGGCGGAGGAAGAGAUACCUUAGGUCGGAGACUUCUAAGCCUGGUUUACACAAAACGGAGUGCUGUUAUUGCUAUAAAGAUAUGGAAGGAAGAAGGACACGUAGUUCGUAAGUAUGAGCUUAAUCGCAUCGUUCGAGAGCUUCGGAAGCUUAAACGGUACAAACACGCACUUGAGGUUUGUGAAUGGAUGACAUUACAACAAGAUAUUAAGCUACAAGAAGGAGAUUACGCGGUCCAUUUAGACCUAAUCGCUAAAAUUCGCGGUAUAAACAGCGCAGAAAAAUUCUUCGAAGAUCUCCCAAGUAAAAUGAAAGGGCAACCAACAUGCACAGCUCUUUUACACGUUUACGUCCAACAUAAAGAUUCUUCAAAAGCCGAAGCGUUAACGGAAAAAAUGUCCGAAUGCGGUUUCCUAAAAUGCCCUCUUCCGUUUAACCACAUGAUGUCACUAUACAUCUCAAACGGGCAAUUCGAUAGGGUUUUCGAAACUCUAAACGAGCUAAAGAAAAAUACUUCACCGGAUAUAGUUACGUAUAAUCUGUGGUUAACCGCGUGUAACUCACAAGGUGACAUACGCAAGGUAAUUCAAGUUGUGCGAGCCAGACAAUUGCAGGCGGUUAACUUGAUUUGCUUAUUGGUGGCUUUCGUUGCACUACGUAGACUGUUAACCAAAAAGCGUGCCAAUUUACCUACUAGAGAUGAAAUUUUACAACGACGAUAUGUACGAGAAGAGAUGUUUCCCAUUAUUAGAAAGGAAGAUCGUGAUGAAGAUCUUGAAGACGAGGUCAUACAAGAGGUGUUAGAUGCACCACAAGAGGAAGAGCGCUACAAUACAAGAGACAUACGUGAGGAAAUGAGAAUAUAUAUGUUGUUUGGGAUUGUUUUGAUUACUAGCAGAUUGAAUCUUGUGAAAGAAGCUGAUCUAAUUGAUGUAAUGGAUGGCGGCCAAUGUGUCGAAAUGGGUACACAUGAGUUGGACGGAUGGAUUACGGAGAAAGAGAUACAAGAUGUUGCUGAUAUUAUGGAUAAGGUUUCUGAUAAAGGGAAGAAGUUCAUUGCAGAAAAAAUAAAUAAGUUGAAGAGGGAGAUGGAGUUGUUUGGACCACAAGCCGUUGUCAGUAAGUACAGCAAUUACAAAUCGAUUAUGCAUUCAUUUUGCUGGAAAAUAUAUGAAUGGCAUUUUGCAAUAAGGGGACUGAGUGAUAUUGAGUUUGAAGGAGGAAUUUAUCAUGGUCGAAUUCAGUUGCCUUCAGAGUACCCGUUUAAACCACCAUCAUUUAUGUUGUUAACGCCGAAUGGACGUUAUGAAACUCAAACAAAGAUAUGCUUAAGCAUAUCAAAUCACCACCCUGAUGCGGCAGCAGGUGAACAAGCUUCCGAGAGUCCUCAAGAUACCAGCACCGGGAUUACCGAACACGAAGAACAACAGCGUGAAGAAAACAACGAAGUUGCUGCUGAACAAAUCACAGAACCUGUAGUACCAAAUGUAUCAAGGCAGGUAGCUAACGCUGUACCUUCUGCUUCAUCAUCUGUACACGCGGUGGAACCACAGCAGCAACAGGUGCUGGGGGUUCAGAAACCCGCUGAUGACCGCCUGUUCACAUGGGCGGCUGUCGGACUUACCGUUGCUAUUAUGGUGCUUCUGCUGAAGAAGUUCAUGAAAGCUAGUGGACAUGGUGCCGUUUUCAUGGACGAAUCUUGAAAUUGAAAUUUAUUCGCCUGAAGUUUUUUGGCUUAUAAUCUUUUCGGUUAUCUGUCGUUGUGUUAUCAGUUAUGAUUCGACUUAAUGGCAGGAGUAAUAAUAUUGUAUAUGAAGAAA
This is a messenger RNA of Helianthus annuus (common sunflower), 1991 nucleotides long. RefSeq names its product pentatricopeptide repeat-containing protein At1g15480, mitochondrial. Gene Ontology annotation, cellular component: mitochondrion. Gene Ontology annotation, molecular function: protein binding. The record is from RefSeq and is a predicted model, not a curated record. The coding region runs from base 51 to 1874 and encodes 607 amino acids. The transcript is spliced from 7 exons. Lineage: Eukaryota; Viridiplantae; Streptophyta; Magnoliopsida; Asterales; Asteraceae.